ACUUCCGGUGAUUUGCGGAGGCGGGAGAGGCUCGCGUGCUCUCGCGAGACGGGAAAGAGCGGAGGGUUUGAAACAUGGCGGACGACGUAGACCAGCAACAAACUACCAACACUGUAGAAGAGCCCCUGGACCUCAUCAGGCUCAGCCUGGAUGAACGAAUUUAUGUGAAAAUGAGAAAUGACAGGGAGCUUCGAGGCAGAUUACAUGCUUAUGAUCAACAUUUAAAUAUGAUAUUGGGUGAUGUGGAAGAAACUGUGACUACUAUAGAAAUUGAUGAAGAAACAUAUGAAGAGAUAUAUAAAUCUACAAAACGGAAUAUUCCGAUGCUCUUUGUCCGGGGAGAUGGUGUUGUACUAGUUGCCCCUCCAUUGAGAGUUGGCUGAAACAAAGAAUUUGCCCUGUGUGGAAUAUAGGACACUUUGUAUGAUUGCCUCUUUAAAUGUAGAAGAUACUCAAAAAGAGAAACCUUCAUAAAUUUUGAUAUUAAGAAAUGACCAAGGAUUCCUCCACUCCUGAAAGGAGUUGAUUUGCUUAUAUCUCACAAAUUCUUAAGAUAAAUGGUAUUUUUAUUUUUCUCCAACCCUUUCAAUAAAUGUGAUCAACAAGA
Messenger RNA from Manis pentadactyla (Chinese pangolin), 607 nucleotides. RefSeq names its product LSM3 homolog, U6 small nuclear RNA and mRNA degradation associated (gene LSM3). Gene Ontology annotation, molecular function: RNA binding. The record is from RefSeq and is a predicted model, not a curated record. Gene Ontology annotation, biological process: P-body assembly; mRNA splicing, via spliceosome. NCBI's taxonomy places the organism in Eukaryota, Metazoa, Chordata, Mammalia, Pholidota, Manidae. Gene Ontology annotation, cellular component: P-body; U4/U6 x U5 tri-snRNP complex; precatalytic spliceosome. Bases 75 to 383 code for a protein of 102 amino acids. The transcript has 4 exons.